Molecule: messenger RNA, 2851 nt
Organism: Meleagris gallopavo (turkey)
Lineage: Eukaryota; Metazoa; Chordata; Aves; Galliformes; Phasianidae
Source: RefSeq, a predicted model, not a curated record
UAUGUAAGUGCACUCCCCCACUUCCAAGCAGGCCGAUGCAGAAUUUAUCCCAGUUUAGUGCUGGAGUUUUCCACUGGAAAAAAAAGUUUCAGUCUAAUCCAAGGUGUCAGGGCACAGCACAAUCUCAGCAUUGAAAACUUCUGCAGCUCUGUGGAAAUGUUGUCUUGUUCCCCUUGCUGUGAAAUGAGCACACUUCAAUUUGGGAUGACUUUGCUUUAAGACAGAAAUUCCAUUCUAGCACCUUUACGUGACACUGGCCUACAUUUAUCUUCAUAUUAGUUUCAAGAAAUAAAAUGAGUUCUUCAGUAAGGGGCCUUGCAAGUCAUGCUUUGGUGAGCAGCCCUGAAAGAUUUAUGUAAAGUGACAAGCGAUUCACCAGAACUAGGUGUUCUUAAGUUGCUAGUAAUGCACCUAACAGCACUCAGUGUGCCCAGACAGGGCCUCGGGAGGAAAUUAAAAGCACUGGCGUUUCAUGAAGCAGGAAAAACACGCAGAUGUGAGACGUGUGGAGCUUAGAGAUGCUUAGACCCGUGGUGAUUUUUAAACCUGUAACUCCACAAAGAAUGGGAGAUGGCAGGCAAGAAGAAAGGAAUCCAGCUUCAGACCACAAUAUGCAACCAAAAUGAGUGGGAUGAAAUGUUGCUGACAAAAGGUGUAGUAGUAAUAGAUGUGUAUCAAGCUUGGUGUGGCCCUUGCAAAGCUGUGGUAAAUUUAUUCAGAAAACUGAAGAAUGACUUUAGUGAAGAUGAUGUGCUGCAUUUUGCAGUGGCAGAAGCCGACAGCAUUGAGACACUACAACCAUUUAGGAAUAAAUGUGAACCUGUGUUUCUCUUUUGUGUUAAUGGCAAAAUUAUUACAAUAGUGAGAGGUGCAAAUGCUCCUCUUCUAAGUAAGAAAGUAACAGAACUAGUACAAGAAGAGAGGGAAAUACUGGCUGGACAGAAGGAACGCCCCAAGGUGGAUGAACUUGUUUUCCUAGAAGAGAAAUUGUCAGAAGAGUCUAUUGAGGAAACUGUACCUGAGGAAGAAGAAGUCACAUACUCUGUUGGAAUUAUAAAACCUGAUGAUGUUUUGGAGGGACGUGUAGAGCAAAUUAAGCAAAAGAUUAGAAACGCAGGCUUUGGCAUUGCAGCAUCAGAAGAGAAAAUGCUAACUGAAGAGCAAAUCAGAGAAUUCUACAACAAGAAAAGAGAAGAGCCUGAUUUUGAUGAUUUUGUUCAAUUCAUGAUGAGUGGACCGUGCCAUAUUCUGAUAAUCACUAAAAAAAAAGCAACAGAUACUAUUCCUCUCUGGAAAGAACUGCAUGAAAUAAGUGAAAGCAUGCCUGGUGAGGCUGAGGCUGAAGAAACAGACAGGCUGGAAAGAACUGAAGAAAGUGAGACUAUAUCAAAUAUAUGUGAUGUGCCAGACAGUUUAGAAGAUGCUAGCAGGCAACUUGCCUUCUUUUUCCCUAAUUUUGAUAGAAAGAGCACAGAACAAAAAUUUGAAAAGACAUUGGCCUUAAUUAGACCUUGUGUCCUAAGGGAAAGACGGGAAUCCAUUAUGAAAAGCAUAAAAGAUGAUGGCUUUGAGGUAGCAAUGCAGAAGGAAAUAACCCUAUCUGAAGAACAAGCACGUGAAUUUUAUAAAGAACAUGAAAAUGAAGACUAUUUCCCAGCACUGCUAGAACAAAUGACCAGUGGUCCAACACUUGUACUUGCUCUAACACGACAAAAUGCUAUAGCACACUGGAGAGAGAUGUUAGGCCCAAAGACUAUUGAAGAGGCAAAGAAGAAAAAUCCAAACAGUUUACGUGCGAAGUAUGCAGUCGACAACUUAGCUAUUAAUCAGCUGCAUGGUAGUUCUUCACUCACUGAUGCUCAGAAGGAAUUAGAGUUCUUCUUCCCUCAGGAGCACACUUUGGCAUUAAUCAAACCUGCUGCUGCUAAAAGUCAUAAAGAUGAAAUUAUGCAAAAGGUUAAAGAUGCUGGAUUUACUAUCUCAAAAAUUAAAGAAGAAGCUUUAACUCGUGAAAUGGCUACACAGUUUUACAAGGAUCACGAAGGAAAACCCUUUUUUGAAGAGCUGGUGACAUGUAUGACUGAGGGCCCAUCUGUGGUAAUGGUCUUAACAAAGGAAAAUGCUGUCCAAGAGUGGAGGCAAUUAAUGGGUCCAACAGAUCCAGAAGUGGCAAAAGAGAGCUAUCCUGAAUCAAUUCGAGCUCAGUUUGCACAAAAUAUUUUGUCUAAUGCUGUUCAUGGAUCAUCUAAUAGAGAACAUGCACUGGAAAGCAUUGAGUAUGUUUUUGGUGAGAUUGAUAUAGAUUAAGAAAUUAGUAUUUGAUUUUUUUGAAAUUUAUAGUCAAGUCAUUAGAUACAUUUGUCUACCUAGACAUCUAUAUUUAACUUUAUAUGUACACACACCUAUUUUCCUCCAUAUUCCAUACUUUUUUGUUAUUAAGCCCAUUUCUGUGUAACAAGGAAUAUCUAUGUAACAAAUAAUAAGUACUAGAAAAUUGAUGUUAGUAGUGAUUUUUUCAUGUAUGCUUGAUAUAUAUAUUUUUUUGUUUGUUUUCAUCAAUCAACAAACGCAUGUUUUUCGAAUAGCCCAAGAGUCUGAUGUGUUUUUUAUACAAUUAUCUUAAAAACAAUGUCAAGGAAGGUCCUUAAAACACUGCUAGCGAUACACUGCUGUAAACACUUCAACCAAACUUAACUGGCUUUGCAAAGCUUUACAUUUGUAGCACUGAAGAGUUCUUUGCCUUGAAUUUGACCAGAAGCAUGAAUGACGGACACAGAACAGUGGUUAAGAUGGUUGUAAGGGAUCUCUGUACAUCAUCUAGCCCAGCCUUCUUCUUUACAUGGACCUAUAG